AUGUUCCACACCUUCCAGAGCGCCGCGGCCCUGCCGGGCUCCGCAGACGCCGCCGCCGGGGACGGCGCAAAGCCCUCGCGCCAAAACUCACGCCGCAUCUCCACCACCAACGCCUGCGUCGAGUGCCGCCGCCGCAAGAUCCGCUGUGACGGGACCCAGCCAUGUGGCCAGUGCCUGUGGUACCAGCACCCGGAGCUGUGCAGCUACUCGAAGCCUGCCCAGCGGGUUGUGCCGUCACGCAAGCUUGUCGAAAAGCUGCAGAGCCAGAUCGACCAGCAGAGACUGGUGUUGGGACGACUGUUCCCCGGGAAGGACCUCGAGGCCCUCAGUUCAACGCCACGAGAGGAGCUUCUCAACAUGGCCCUCACGCUUCCGGCCCCUUCCGCAGCCUCACCGGCCGCAUCCAUCCCCAAGUCCGCUUCGGAGCCCACGCAUGACUCGGAUGGUCCCGAGAGUCUGGAAGCGGCGCUGGAGGCCGCUCCUGAUGAAAACCCAGAGUGGGACGAGGCCAGGAAGCAUCAGAUCAAGAUCCAGGGCAUCUCCGACGAUGUCAACGGCCUGUCGCUGUCGGUGGACAGACCGUCCUCCUACGUCGGCGUCUCCUCCAUGACGGCAGCCCUCAAGGUCAUCGUGCGGACUGCCCCCGUCGCGAAGUCCUACAUCAACUACAAGCAGACCGAGACCGCGCUGCCAAGCCGCAGUGGCACGCCCCCGCCCGAGCUUCGAGACCCCAACCCCAAUGCCCUCCCAAACGUUGAGACCGGCCUGGACCUCAUUGACAACUAUUUCGAACGAGUGCAUCCGUUCUUCCCCAUGGUCGAGGAGUCCAAGUUCCGAGCAGCCUACAUUCGGCAGCAGAGAUGGGAUCCACCCUGGCUCGCUCUGCUCAACAUGGUGUUCGCGCUGGGCUCGCUCGCAUCAUCUACGGCGGACAACGAAGCUCACUACAUUUUCUUCACGAGAGCGCGCAAGCACCUCAGUCUGGAAACUUAUGGGAGUGGGAACCUCGAGGUUCUUCAGGCCCUCGGGAUCAUGACUGGGUAUUACAUGCACUAUCUGAACCGCCCCAACGAAGCGAGCUGCUUGAUGGGCGCUGCGCUGCGUAUGGCCACCGGCCUAGGCCUGCAUCGGGAAUAUUCCAGCCCUGCUUCUCCGAACCCGAAGAUCAAUGGCUUGUCCAAGUCACGGACGGACAUCCAGAUCGCCGAAACCCGACGGCGCACUUGGUGGAGCCUCUUUUGCUUGGAUGUUUGGGCAUCUACGACUACAAGCAGGCCAUCACUAGGCCGCAUCAGUUCUGCAGUCACCGUGCUGCCACCUGGGAAGAUCCUGGAAGACCCAUCGUCGAGUCCUGGGAACGGCCAAGACUUGCGAGUGCUCCCCUUGAUCUACAACAUCGAGUUCUGCAAAAUCGCUUCGAGGAUCCAGGACACACUCGCCACAUCGCCGCUGCUCAAGUACGAAGACCUGGUUCAGAUUGACACCGACCUCGUCAAUUGGCAGAACAACUUACCCUCUAUCUUGGCGACCAAUGAACCGUGCCCGGAGUGUCUCCGUGUCCCACGAUCGGUGAUGAAGUGGCGGUACGAGAACCUUCGUGUUGUGCUACACAGGCCGUUUCUGCUGAGCACUGCUCUCAAACGUGUCCCCUUUGCCGCCCUCAGCGCCGAGGAGAAGGUUGCAGUUGGGAAAUGCCGAGUCAUCGCUGCCCAAAACAUUGAAGACAUCAGCAAAGAGUGCACGCCAGAUCUCAUCUCGGGCUGGAACGCGGUCUGGUUCUGCUUUCAGGCUUGCAUGGUCCCGCUAAUAAGCCUGUUCUCCGAUAUCAGCAACCCCGACGAGGUUGCCAAGUGGCGCAGCCAGAUUGAAAUGGCGCUCUCCUUUUUCGACCGGAUGGAAAGGUACAGCGUAGCAGCAAAGAAGAGCAGAGAGGCCAUUGCGAGGCUGGCCGAAGCCAGCAAGGUCAACCAAGAACACCUGGAGGAGCAGAUGAGACAGCGGCAGCAGUUGUGGGAGCAACAGCGUGCAGCGAGUGCGCAGGCGAAUGAGGGGCAGAACUUCCACCAGUUCGGCGACAAUGCUCAGUCGCCAUCACAACAGCAGCAGCAACACCAGCAACAACAACAACAGCAGCAACACCAGCACCAGCACCAGCAGCACCAGCAGCAUCAACAACAACAGCUUCAGGAGCAGCAGCGGCAACAGCGCAGCCCGAGCAACCCGGUAAUGGCCGUCAACCCCAACCAGCCGUUCCCGCCCGGGUUGGUGGGCGGGCAGCAAGCGUUCCCGAACAUGAGCGGCAUUUCGGGCAUCGGCAUGGGGGUGUGGCCGCCUCCCGAGAUGGGUGGCCAGGGCGGCUCGUCGAGUCUCGGAUCGCUGUCGGGCUUCUGGGACGAGAUGAUGUGGGACACGUUCCCCGAGAUCUCGGAAGAUCCGUUCGGCAGCUUCAACGGGGAGUUCGACUUCCCGCCGGCAAGCCAGGAUACAGGUGGGGCACCCUGCUGGCAGCUGGGCAACUGA
Diplodia corticola is the source of this 2520-nucleotide messenger RNA. RefSeq names its product fungal specific transcription factor domain-containing protein. Gene Ontology annotation, molecular function: zinc ion binding; DNA-binding transcription factor activity, RNA polymerase II-specific; RNA polymerase II cis-regulatory region sequence-specific DNA binding. Gene Ontology annotation, cellular component: nucleus. Gene Ontology annotation, biological process: DNA-templated transcription; positive regulation of transcription from RNA polymerase II promoter by galactose. Lineage: Eukaryota; Fungi; Ascomycota; Dothideomycetes; Botryosphaeriales; Botryosphaeriaceae. The coding region runs from base 1 to 2520 and encodes 839 amino acids. The transcript has 3 exons. The record is from RefSeq and is a predicted model, not a curated record.